CCGAAGGGAAGAUGGGGGUGGAGCCGGCGGAGGAAGGCGGCCCCGCGGAGGAAGAAGACGUUCCUCGUGCCAUGGAGCCCUCGGACGCGGGGGUGGCGGGCAGCUCGCGGGCAGUUUGCCAUCCAGGGGCACCAGCACAAAUCCCUCCGUCAAGAGUCAUAGUCCAUGUGGACCUGGAUUGCUUUUAUGCCCAAGUAGAAAUGAUCUCCAAUCCAGAAUUAAAGGACAAGCCUUUAGGUGUGCAACAGAAAUACUUGGUGGUUACUUGCAACUAUGAGGCCAGGAAACUUGGAGUGAAGAAGCUUAUGAAUGUCAGAGAUGCAAAAGAAAAGUGUCCUCAGCUAGUCCUCGUGAAUGGAGAAGACUUGACCCGAUACAGAGAGAUGUCCUAUAAGGUCACAGAAUUGCUGGAGGAAUUUAGUCCACUUGUUGAGAGACUUGGAUUUGAUGAAAAUUUUGUGGAUCUAACAGAAAUGGUUGAGAAAAGACUCCAGCAGCUUCCAAGUGACGAUGUUCCGUCAGUGACUAUGUUUGGCCAUGUUUAUAAUAACCAGUCUGUGAACCUGCAGAAUGCCAUGCAUCUGAGACUUGUGGUGGCAUCGCAGAUUGCAGCAGAGAUGCGGGAAGCCAUGUAUAAUCAGCUUGGGCUCACGGGCUGCGCUGGAGUGGCUCCUAAUAAACUCUUAGCAAAGUUAGUGUCUGGUGUUUUUAAACCAAAUCAACAGACAGUCUUAUUACCUGAAAGUUGUCAACAUCUCCUUCACAGUUUGAACCACAUAAAGGAAGUGCCUGGUAUCGGCUAUAAAACUGCCAGGCGGCUCGAGGUGCUGGGCAUCAACAGUGUGCAUGAUCUCCAGACUUUUCCAAUCAAAACUUUAGAAAAGGAAUUAGGAAUUUCAGUUGCUCAGCGUGUCCAGAAGCUCAGCUUUGGAGAGGACAAGUCUCCUGUCACACCGUCAGGACCACCACAGUCCUUUAGUGAAGAAGAUACAUUUAAAAAGUGUUCCUCAGAAGUAGAAGCUAAAGCUAAGAUGGAAGAACUACUUUCCAGCCUUUUGAACAGAGUACGCCAUGAUGGAAGGAAGCCCUAUACAAUAAGAUUAGUCAUCCGUCGAUACUCUGACAAACACUGUAAUCGAGAGAGUCGUCAGUGCCCAAUCCCAUCCCACGUCAUUCAGAAGUUAGGGACAGGAAACUAUGACGCGAUGCCUCCCCUGAUUGAUAUCCUUAUGAAACUUUUCCGAAAUAUGGUGAACGUGAAGCUGCCCUUUCACCUCACUCUUCUGAGUGUGUGCUUCUGCAACCUGAGAGCCCUGAACAGUGCUAAGAAAGGGCCUAUGGACUGCUACCUGACGCAGUCCCUCUCAGCAACCGCCUGCUCCAGCAAGCGCAGCUUUAAAGCGAAGGACUCCCACACGGACGACUCUCACAGGGACAAGGAAGCAAACUGGGGCGGCCUCCCGAGUAGAGGAAUGGAGGGCACAAGAGCAGGGCAGGCUCCACUGGAUGCCGCCCGCUUUCCUACAGAAAAAGACACAAGUGACUUGCCACUCCAGUCACUGCCAGACGGUAUUGACCAAGAAGUCUUUAAGCAACUUCCAGCAGAUAUUCAAGAAGAAAUCCUUUCUGGAAAAUCUAGAGAAAAUGUUCAAGGGAAAGGGAGUUUAAGUUGUCCAUUGCAUGCCUCUAGAGGAGUCUUGUCUUUCUUUUCUACCAAGCAAAUGAAAGCCGGUUGCAUGAGCCCCAGAGACACUGUGUUCACUAGCAAGCAGGUAUCAGCCCCGCCUCCCUGUGAGCCGGGAACAUCAGGACUGAGCACCAGUAGCUCCCCACAUCCAGCGUGCGGAAAGGAUUGUUCCUAUUAUGUAGAUAAUCAGUUAAAGGAUAAACGCAUGAGUCAAGGCCCGGCAGAGUCUCAAGGACUCCACUCUUCCAAUACGAACCCUGCUGUUUCUGUUUUACAUUCAUUUCCAAAUUUGCAGAGUGAACAGCAUUUCUCCACACAGCACACUGCGGGCAGCCACAAGCAGACAGCCACCACUUCUCACCAGGGACUAGAAAACAGAGAGCAAGAUUCUGUGGAUGAAAAGCUUACUUUCCCACCGGACAUUGAUCCUCAAGUUUUCUAUGAGCUUCCAGAAGAGGUCCAAAAAGAACUGAUGGCCGAAUGGAAGAGAGCUGGAGCCGAGCUCCCCUCUGUGCACAAAUAAGUGCACUCAGGAAAAGGGCCAGAGAGCAGGCAGUGCUCAUUCCCAGAUCACCUUUUUAUAAUUAAACAGUAAUAUUCAAUGGUGUACAAAUCCGACAUAAGAUGUAAUAGAUAAGGGAAAAAUGGGCGCAGGAAGUCAAUUCUAGUACAAAGGGAAAAUAUCCAUAACAUGUGGUAAUGUAAAAAAAAAAAGCUAUCUUCCUAUUAUUUCUCCAGCUGUUUUAUAUCAUUGUCAAUAAAAGGAAUAUCAUGGUCAACA
Messenger RNA from Apodemus sylvaticus (European woodmouse), 2468 nucleotides. RefSeq names its product DNA polymerase iota (gene Poli). Gene Ontology annotation, molecular function: damaged DNA binding; DNA-directed DNA polymerase activity. The record is from RefSeq and is a predicted model, not a curated record. Gene Ontology annotation, biological process: translesion synthesis. Bases 12 to 2210 code for a protein of 732 amino acids. Lineage: Eukaryota; Metazoa; Chordata; Mammalia; Rodentia; Muridae. The transcript has 10 exons.